This is a messenger RNA of Phalacrocorax carbo (great cormorant), 1888 nucleotides long. Lineage: Eukaryota; Metazoa; Chordata; Aves; Suliformes; Phalacrocoracidae. The record is from RefSeq and is a predicted model, not a curated record.
CCAGGGUCAGGGUCCACAGGGACACCAGACACUGCUGGCACGGGAUGUACUGCACUGUGGUGCUGGGUGCUGCACAGGCAGCCUCCACUGCUCCUCUCCUCCGAGCGCGGCUCCUGGGGAUGGCAAGGCGCACCAUGGCCACUAGCCUGCUCCGCAUCCCCCCACCCCAGGGGCUGCUACGGCCGCUGGCCGUGCCAGAGAGGCUGCUGCUUGGGCCGGGGCCCAGCAAUGUGCCCCGCCGUAUCCUGGCUGCAGGCAGCCAGCAGCUCCUGGGCCACAUGCACCCCGAGGUGCUGCAGGUGAUGGAUGAGAUCAAGGCAGGCAUCCAGUACGCAUUCCAGACGCAGAACCGGCUGACCCUGGCCAUAAGUGGCACCGGCCACUGUGCCAUGGAGGCUGCCCUCCUCAACCUCCUGGAGCAUGGUGACACCGCACUGGUGGCUGUCAACGGCAUCUGGGGACAACGCGCUGCUGACAUUGCCAGGAGGUUGGGAGCCAAUGUCCAUGAGCUGCUGAAGCCCCCGGGCGAGUACUUUGCUCUGUGGGACAUCGAGGAGGGCCUGGGAAAGCACAAGCCCUCGGUCCUUUUCAUCACCCAUGGCGAGUCCUCCACGGGGGUGCUGCAGCCACUGGAGGGGCUGGGCGAGCUGUGCCACCGGCAUGGCUGCCUGCUGCUCGUGGAUGCAGUGGCAUCGCUCGGGGGAGCCCCCAUCUUCAUGGACCAACAGGAGAUCGACGUCCUAUACUCAGGGUCUCAGAAAGUCCUCAACGCUCCCCCUGGCAGCGCCCCCAUCUCAUUCAGUGAGCGAGCCAGGGAGAAGAUGCUGAGGAGGAAGAUGAAGCCCACAUCCUUCUAUCUGGACAUGGGCUGGCUGGCAAACUACUGGGGCUGUGACGGGGAGCCACGAAGGUACCAUCACACGGCACCGAUCAACAGCUUCUUCAGCCUGCGGGAAGGCUUGGCCAUGCUGGCAGAGCUGGGUCUGGAGAGCUCAUGGGAGCGCCACCGAGCCAACUGCACCCAGCUGUGUCAGGGGCUGUGCAACCUGGGGCUUGAGCUCUUCGUGAAGGAGGAGAAGGCAAGACUUCCCACCAUUACCACUCUCAGGGUGCCUGAGGGCUAUGACUGGAAGGAGAUCACAGCCUUUCUCAUGGACAAGCACGCCAUUGAGAUUGCUGGGGGCCUGGGCCCCUCGGUGGGCAAGGUCCUGCGAAUCGGCCUCAUGGGCUGCAACUCGACCAGUGGCAAUGUGGACCGUGUACUGCAUGCCCUGCAAGAGGCCCUUAGGCACUGCCGCCGCAGCAGACUGUGAACACCCCUGCAAAAAGGGGUCCAGACGGGGGGUGUGGCACUCACCCCCAUGCCUGGCUGCAAGCAGCUGGCAGGCAGAGGGACUCUGCUGCGUCCCCAGGCAGGAAGCACUGCAACACCCAGCAACCCAGACCAGAGUGAGAAGAAGCUGGAAGAGCAGGGGACAUGGAGGUGAGGGCUGCAGUUCAGCAAAUAUGGGACGUGGCUCAAAACCCCUUCUCCCAGUCCCCCUCACAGGGUCACUCCUCACCCUGAUGGUCUGGCCCCCCAGCUCCUCCCCUUCCCCUGGCCCCAGGGCAUGGCAGCCCACCACAACCUGACAUGAGGGUUGGAUGAAGGAUCCAACCACAGGUCCCUUCCCCUCCCACCACUCUCACCCUCGGCCGUCCCUGCACCACAGCUCAGCAGCACAGGAUACCAUCUGGCCACCCCAGAUUAGGUGCCCUGGGAUGAAACACCUGCCCUGGCACCCAGCUUUACCAGGGGAGCUGAGAGGCUAUGCAUCCCCACCCAGCUGCAGCAGAUGCGCGCUCACUCCCCAGUACCACCUUUCCUCAAUAAAGCAACAUGGCAGCA